This is a messenger RNA of Tigriopus californicus, 1837 nucleotides long. RefSeq names its product probable basic-leucine zipper transcription factor N (gene Xbp1). NCBI's taxonomy places the organism in Eukaryota, Metazoa, Arthropoda, Copepoda, Harpacticoida, Harpacticidae. The record is from RefSeq and is a predicted model, not a curated record. Gene Ontology annotation, cellular component: nucleus. The coding region runs from base 302 to 1375 and encodes 357 amino acids. Gene Ontology annotation, molecular function: RNA polymerase II transcription regulatory region sequence-specific DNA binding; DNA-binding transcription factor activity, RNA polymerase II-specific. The transcript has a single exon.
CAACCUGGCGAAGUCACUUGAUAACUGAGGCCAGCAAGCAACAAUCAAUGUAGUGGGAAACAAGGACAGACCUUCAGCUCUUUCAUCAGAAAACUUUGGAUAUUGCUGAAGCAGAUUCAAAGGUCUACAUCAGUUCCACAAUAGCGUUGAAAGCAGCCAGAUACUCAUCCAUCGCAGCAUCCAUAUUUAGAGAAGCGCUUCUUCCAGCUUCACGGGAUAUACUAGUGAGGAUUGAUUCGACAAACUCCGGAGUUAUUCUGCUUUGUACAGGAUUGCUACCUGUAUAUACUGACCAAGAACCAUGGUAGAAAUUGUAAUUUCACCUCCACCACAGCAGGCCCGGAUGACUCCGAUGGCUUUAGCACCUGCCAACUCUACACUUGGCACAUCAGUUCUAAAGGGGUCAUCCGGAGGACAGCAGUUCAUUGUGAUCCCACAAAGUCUGCUCCAACAAACGGGAAUCAAUAACAUCUUUAGUGGGACAAUUGGAAACAACGCCAAUAAGAAGUCAGUCAUCAAACUAUCACCCAAAUCUCCCACCAUGUCUCCCAAGAUCACCUCGAGCACCCCCGGCAUUCAAAUCCCACAAAUUGGUAUCAAAAGACCACUUACAUCAAGUUCACCCGACCUCUCCGACAGUAACAGCAUUUAUGAUGACGAGGACAGCAAUUGCCCUGUGAGAAAACGAGCCAACUUGGACCAUCUCAGUCCGGAAGAAAAGAUGAUGCGUCGAAAACUGAAAAACCGUGUGGCCGCCCAAAAUGCCCGCGACAAAAAGCGAGUCAAAAUGGACGAAAUGGAAGACCGAAUCAACAAAUUGCAGGAAGAGAAGGACCAGCUUGAGGCUGAUAACCGUCGCCUGAGCCGUCUCAAUGAGCAACUGAUGUCAGAAAACAACGCCCUACGGGGCUCUUCGCCCACUCGCUUGAGUGUGGAUGGAUUUAAGGAUGAACUGCCUCCCUCCCCCGAAUCAAUGCCCCGAUCCCCCCUCCCCACAACCUUUGACAGCCAAAGCGACCAGACCAUUGUCGUAUCUCGACCCAGUGAGCCAGCUGAGCUUGCGAAUGCACUUCUGCCGAAAGGACAGGGUCAAGAUACGGCAGUGGACCCGAAACAGACAGCCGUGACCACGGCUGUAUGUCUCCUCUGGACGCUCUUAGCCGUCGCCACCACUCCACACUUGAUCAAUCAGGCCUCAUCCAAACAUCCACUCACCUCAAGUCAGUCGGCCAAGUGGCCCCCAUCGGGAACGUCGACGACAUCUUUGUCACAAUUGCCACUGCAGACAACACGAACCAAGAAACCGAUCUUGCCAUUAAAGAAGAGGACUUGGUCGGGGCUCAAACAAAGGUUAUGGAGUCCUGCCAAGACCUAGAUUUAUAUUUUGAGAGGGAUAUCCUCAAGGAGGCAUUUGAGGGCGCUACCAUCCACACCAACCCCCUUGAUGACCACCUGCUUAAAGUUGUCACUCAUCCCACUGACACUUGCACUGACAUCUUGUCGGACAAGCUUCUCGUCCAAGGCAAAGAACACCAAGAUGACCAAAUGCUCGUCCCUGGAACCACAUGGGAAGAAAGUUUCGAAGAUCUCUUCCCCGAUCUGAUAUAAAGUUCAUUCUUGGAAACUCAUGUUUGGACUUCAAUGUUCUCAACAUUUCAGGGCUGCGGCAUUUAGUCAUGUCUGGUUGCAGUUUCUACGCCACAGAUAAAAGAACUAAAAGCUUGUAUAUAGAUUUCUUAUGUAAUUAUCGGUAUUUCAUAACCUCUACAAUGUGGUUGGGUGCAAUUUUAAUAACAAAAUUCCUCGAUUAAACUGAAAUCAUGUUUUUUCAUUGUGA